Nomia melanderi (Alkali bee) is the source of this 15442-nucleotide messenger RNA. The record is from RefSeq and is a predicted model, not a curated record. NCBI's taxonomy places the organism in Eukaryota, Metazoa, Arthropoda, Insecta, Hymenoptera, Halictidae.
AGGAAAACCGCACUAGUGAGAUAUAUCUGUAGUAAUACUCACGCCGGCCGAGAGACGUUCGAAAAAGCCGCGAGGAAAGGUGGAUUCGCUGAUGAUAGGACAUCAACGAGCCGGCUAGGCGGCGAAAUUGUCGGGCGGAUCGACGGUAUUUCCCGUGUGUCUGAUGCUCGCUUCUGUCGUGUGUGUAUGUGUGGCUGUGCCCUGUGCCUGUGGCUGUGUAUGUCUGUGGUGAUCGACGCGUGAGACUCCCGUAUCACGUACACUCUUUCAGUGCAGGAAACUCGUGCUCGUUAUCUGGCCACUUUUCUCGUGUCUCGUUUUUCUGUUCCUUUCCACUUCGUUUCUCUGUUCAACUCCAUUUUCCGUCUCUUUCUUUCUCUUGGUUAUUCGCUCACAUACUCCCCCCCGUCUUUCUCUCUUUUUCUUUCUCUUCCUCUCUUUCUAACCGCUCUGUCUCUUUCUCGUUCUCGCGCGGCUGCUCACGCUGCCGCGUUGUAUCUUCUCUCUGUUUCGAUCCAGCCACCUCUCUUGCCGCGUUUUCACUGUUGCCGCUGCUCUUCCCGAACAACUAUAUAUUUUUUUCUGUUCCGCGAUGACCGCGCGACCAAUAAAGGAAGGACUACGCGAGUGAUUACCGUCGCAGGGGAACGAGAGGAAACUUUCGUGGAAAUUGGACCGACGGUUUGAAGUCUGUGUUUUUGUUUACAUAGACGCGAAACUGCCCACGCGACUACGGAAACGUCGAAGAGCAGGUUAAAAGCGUUCCCGUUCGACGAAUACGCUGGUCGAUGACGUUUUUACGCGAUUGAUCGUCAAAACAUUCGAAAACCAUGGCCUUCGAUUCCACGGAGAAUAAAAUUUUACACGUCGUCUGAAGUCCCAGACAGCUUUCCGACAGAAGAGUGCAUUAAUUCCUCGAACUCAUCGCUCUCUUUUAAAGUUCCUCGAGUGGUGAAUAAAGAAUAAGAAGAGAAGUCGAGGACGUGGAACGAUAAGUAAAGAAACAGGAAAGAAAGCGGGAAGGAAGGAUACCAUCAAUUACUUUCGUUCUGAAAUAAGAAUGGACCAUGAAGGAGCGCAUCGCGAGCUGGUAGUAGACGAGUGGUCGUCCUCGCGGUUGGUGUCACGACGGUCGUCGACGGGAUCCUGCAACGUUCGAACAUUCACCCUGCAGGUGUUGCGCGCGGCAGGCACGAGCGCAGAUGCAAUAAUCGGGGGUGACCCGGUUGCUGCCGCCGGGGCGGCGAUGCGACGAUGAGCUCGCCAAGGAUACUGCUAUCCUUCUACACCCGACCAGAGCCCCGAAUAGUAGCAAGGCCGGGUCGCCUCGCAGACUGUCCCAAGGUCGAGCAGAGAGAAGCGGAAGCCGGUUCAAGGCCAAAAUUAUUCGCCUGGCCAUGGACCUCGAGGCGAGGAACGGAACCGGCGGGAAUAACGACGACGAAGAUACGAAUAUUUACUUCAUCGUUGGCGAUCGCAGGAGGAAAACCACCUACAAAGCGGAUCAGAUCACGGACAUGGAGCUUAAGGAAUUUUUUAGAAAUGCGGCAAAGGCUGGUCCUCUGGACAUCGUGAAGCUUCGCAAGGGGGACAAGCUCUUAAACAUUUCAACUAAUUUGCCGGCGAACACGCACGACUCACCGUAUGUUCUUCAGAUCGUCGGAGCGCAUCCGGCCUCGUCGGGGGUGAUCGAGGCGGAAGUGCUGUGGGCUCUCGAAAGACGUGUGGCGGCCUUGGAACGGCAACUUCGGGAGCAGCAAGAAGCUCUAUACGCGUCACCAUCCUUCGCUCUUCGUGAACUCAAGCGGCAGGUCGAUAGUUUCAAGAACAAAUUGGAACACAACGACCAGCUCAAUUGGCUGAGUUUCUACAAACAGCUUCCAGAGCCUAUCUACGCGGAUUCUUGCCGCAGAUUGCAGUAUCGUCGGAAGAGCGACAGCAUGAAGCGGAAGGUGCGCGAAAAGUUCCUCAAUAUCUGCGACGUGUCAGUAUCAUCGAACGUUCGUGAGUGUCUCCGUUCGCCGGCGUUUGACGCGCGACAGUGGGAAGACGAAGAGCUUCUGUUGAUGCUGCAGACGAUGUUCGUCGAGCUCGACCUACCUCAAAAGUUUAACAUUCCUUUACCAAUUCUGAGGAACUUCCUCUACGAAGUUUACAACAACUAUAACGAAGUGCCAUUUCAUAACUUCAGGCACUGCUUCUGUGUGGCGCAAAUGAUGUAUGCGAUAUCCUGGGCAGUAGAUCUGCCAUCACGGAUCGGCGACCUUGAGGUUUUCAUACUCAUUGUCUCCUGCAUCUGCCACGACCUAGACCAUCCGGGGUACAACAAUAUUUAUCAAAUAAACGCGCGUACCGAGUUGGCCCUACGGUACAACGAUAUUUCACCUCUGGAAAACCAUCAUUGCUCGGUGGCGUUUCGCGUCCUGGAGGCGCCUGAAUGCAAUAUAUUGGCAUCCUUGGAUAACGCCACAUAUCGAAUAGUGCGCGAGGGGAUCAUCAGAUGCAUCCUCGCAACGGAUAUGGCCAGGCAUAACGAGAUCCUCGGGCAAUUCACCGACACCAUUCCCGAAUUCGAUUACUCCAACAAAGCCCAUAUCAAUUUAUUAUCGAUGAUCCUCAUUAAAGUAGCGGACAUUAGUAACGAAGCCCGGCCGAUGGAAGUCGCGGAGCCUUGGCUAGACAGGCUGCUCCAAGAAUUCUUUAAGCAGAGCGACGCGGAGAAACUCGAGGGACUUCCGGUGACACCGUUCAUGGAUCGUGACAAAGUAACUAAACCUUCGUCACAGGUUAGCUUUAUCGGCCUGGUACUACUUCCUCUGUUUGAGGCCCUUGGGGAGUUGCUUCCAGCGUUGCAGAGCUUAAUAGUACAACCAGUAAGAGAAGCCCUAGAAUACUAUCGCAGACUGAACGAAGCGGCGAAAGAUGAGCGUCACCACAGGAAGAGCGUAGCAGACCUGGGUGAAUCAACACCAAUGGCUACGUCACCAGGUGGCACCGGCUCAUCGACCGUAGUUAAGUCGGUCUCGUCGCACAGCAUGCGUUCGAAACGUUCCACCGGCACGACACACUCGAGGUCGCGAUCCACUGAUGAGGACAUCACGGAGAACUUGACGGCGGAGGACGCCGAGAACAUCGAGAGCUCAGACCCCGAGACAGCGACGGAGGUUGAAAUCAGCGAGAAGACGUUAAAGUUCAAGAUUUCGACGGAGGGCACCAUAGCGGGCCCGCCAACAGGUAGGAAAAGCUACCCGGGUAGCCGGAAGGGGAGUCGGGAGAAAUCUUCACUGGAUUAUCAUAAUCACGACCUGGUCAGGGCUGUCCGAGACCAUGAAAGAAGACGAAGUAAAGGAGAGAAUCUUGGUAGCAACCUGAGCUCGCCGGUCAGCGCGAGGUCGGCGGAGGAGACGAGAAUCCUCGAGGAGCUGGAGAAGGACGACACCGUUCCGCUGGACGCGAAGAUGGGCGAAGGGAGGCUGCUCGAAGGGAACGGUAAUGUUGUAGCGCAGGUGCAACGGAACAACUUCAAGAAGACGGGUAGUUCGCCGGAGAACGAUCAGGAGCUCGUCAGGUCUAGUCGCAGAGAAGUUCAAAGAGAAUCGAUGGUACUGCGAUGUUGCUGCAACGACAAAGCGGGAACCAACAACCAUAAGUCAAUCCUCACUCGACUAAGGAACUUCACGGACCGGCUGAACAUCAGCUUCGACUCGAAGGACUCCCUCUCGCCGAAGCCGACCAAGCACGUCCCUAAGGCGCUGAACAAAAGCAACUCCGUGAGCAACACGUCCGUGGCGACCACCUCUUCUAGACACAACAACUCGCUGUCGGUCUGUAAACGAUGCAAUCUCGCUAAACCCCCGGCCAAAGAACCCAAGGCAAUAGCGACGGUGGUCGAGUUGCGUUCGGUGGAUAAGAGAGCGAUGACGCUGCCGAAGGUCCGUAAAUCAGCCGACUGCAAGAACAAGAGCUGGAGGACGGUGUUCGCCAAAGAAAAGAGAUCAUCUACAUCGUUGGAGAUGUUACCUAGCGCGAUGACAGAGGUUUCACUGGCGAAACACAGGCGGAACUUCUCGAACCCCGAAGGCAAGUCGCAGAGCCUGAAGGAGGUAAAGGAGCAGAAGGGCGUGGAUAUCGAGUUCGGUGAGAUUAACGUGCGCGCGAAGAAGCAGAAGCCUGAACUCGUUGUCAAGACUGAACACGGUUCCGGAGAGGCGUUACAGAGUGAUAUAGGUAAGGUGGAGAUAAGGAGAAGCUCGGCGAGCAUGGAGGACAUAUCAAAGAUGACGAAGCAGACUGAAAGCGUGAUGCUCGGAUCGUUGGAGCCAAAGAAAGCGGAGGAGCGUCCUCACGCAGGUAGCCUCGACUCGAUGCUGUGUACGGAGUCAACCAAAACCAGGAAAAAGCCGAUUUUCUCUUCCCCGGCCGCGACCAAAAAGUCGUCCCCUGGCCUCCUAUCGCGAUUCAAGUCCGGCAUGAGUGUGGACAGCACGAGGAGCAACAGUAAUAGCGACUCAUUGCACGACCAAAGCUCGCAAUCGACGAGCGGCUGGAUAUCCUCUCUGACGGCCAGUUUCCGGCCGAAGAGACAGGCGUCAGAGGCUCCGUUGUCCUCGCAUCCCCCGCGGUCGCUCAGUCGAGAAGAGAUCAAGUGAUACGGCCUGGUGGUCGACGACGCAUCCGAGAAACAGUUAUCGGGCCUGCACAGGUGGCUGGCUGAGAAUUUCUUUUGUUGCAGCGGUUGAACGUUUCGUUCGUCGGUCCUCGAUAAGCUACUGCUUCUCGCGCGUUAUCCGAAGGAAGUCGGCGACGGGAAGAGGCAGACGGAGCCAAAGAGAGAUCGAGGAAGCGUCUCUGAGACGCCCGGACACCGAGGGGAGCAAACAGUGACAUUGGAGGAUUCGUGGUCUUCCGCCAUUACUUCGCACGCGAAUCGACUGUGUUUUUUCACGAUCUACGUUAGUUCGAGAAUUGUUAUUUUAGCUCGGUUUCCCGCCACAGACGUCCCAUUCGGAGGAAUUCUGACAAAGAUACGUUGAAUUCUUCUCGGGUUCAUGGGGCGACGCCGGGCCCGUUGAAAAUUACGGACUGUGGCAAUCCCCUGUCUAAUAGAAUCUGCAUUCCAAUAAGAAACACGUACUCGCGGCAGACUUCGUCACGGAUUCUCCUGCGUUACCGGCCGAGUGUUAUUUUUUUCUUUUAUUACGUCAGACUGGAAAGGAUUCGAUCGCUUUGCGUCCACUUCUUGUCGAAUGAACAUCGUUCGGACGGGAACGCAUGGAAAAUUCACGCAAAGAGCUCGACUGCUUUGCCACGUCGAGGAUGGCCUGUAAAGUAAUAACAGAGAGAAAAAGAGCGAGAGGGUUGGGGGGGAAAGAAAGAAAAAGUGAGAAAGAGAGGGAAGGAAGAAAGAGGGAGAAAGAGAAAAAGAGAAAAUGACAGAGCGAGAAAGCGUGUGCCAUUGUGUUUGCGCGAAAGAAUGUGUGCGUGCGUGCGUACGUGUGUGUGUGUGAGAGGGAGAGAGAGAGAGAGAGAGCGAAAGGGGUAGAAGAUGGUAAAACAAAUUAAAAUGAUGUAAACGAGGAUCAAACGCAAUUUCAAAAAUGUCUUAGUACGUUCGUGUAGUAAGUUGAUUAGCUGUUUCCAAAUGUAGCCAGAGAAGUGUGUGAGUCUAAUUAGCAUUCGUGUCGAGGCCAAACUGUCGAACAGGUGGCAAAUACCAAAUAUAUGUAUAUUGCUCCUAACUAUGGAUCUCCGUUCUGAAAGCAUAAAUGGGUAAAAAACAAAAAUAUUGCGAACAAUGAGAUUCGGGCGUUGCAGACAAGCGAUGGUGCAAAGGAGAAAUGUGAAAGGUGGAAAGAGACAUAAAGAAUCAAAGGGCAAAAUGCACUUGGUUUUAGGUAUGUCGAGAGAGAAAGAGAGGGAGAGAAAGAGAGAGAGAGUGAGAGUGAGACAGAGAAAGAGAGAGAGGGAGAGAGAGAGAAAUCAUGCGCGAUAUAUAAACUAUUUUAUUUAUUGUCCAAUUAAAAGAAUAGCCUAAUCAUUAAUGUUGUUCGUUAUUAUACAUAUAUACAUAAAAAAAGCUAUAUAUGUAUACAUAUACAUAUAUGCAAAACGCAAUGUAUACAAAGACGUGAAAGAAAUAUGCAACUCUCAUUAAGACGAAAGCGUACGUAUAUAAAUAUAUAGAUAUAUAAGGGAAGAAAUAAAAUCGUAUAUAUAAAAGAAAUCAAAUCUAUACGAUACAGGAGAGUAAACGCGUAGAUAGAUAGGAAAUGGAACGGAUUUAGACGGACACAUCGUGUCUAAUUGCAAUUGAACAUCUAAAACAUAAUGAAAAGAACAAAAGUAAUGGGUACCGUACGGAAGACAUUUUUUUCGUACGCCAUGAACACCGCGAGGAAAGAGACGAAAUAACCGUGAAUACCGACGGAGAACGUAUGGAGAACGAUUUCGUUGAUCUGUCAGAAAUUUAGAUGGAUGUUUAAUAAAUGGUGUUUACUCGUGACGAUGUGUCUUCCUCUGAUUGAAAGUCAAUAGUAAGUCAAGUAACACAUGUGGAUAGAACGGCUCUAAUAAUAACGCUUACGAAUUUUUUUUAAAGGGGUAUUCUCACUCAGAAAGCCGGAAAGUAAACGAUUUUUAGCACGCAUUCUUAUUGUUUUGCCUUUUAAAAAUAAUUUGAAAAAUAUUUUGAAAACAUUUUCCACAGAAUAUUUUUGAACUGACAUUCGUAUAGAACAUAUGAAAUUAAAGGUGAAUUAAAUUAUUCUAUAACAAUUUUUAAAAAAUCGCGAACAUUAUCAAAGCAUCGUUUUACUAUAUUCUCCACGAAUUCUUCUCAACUAAUGACAUUUAAUUUUCUAACCUGAAACGGCAGUAUUCGUUCCAAAAGUGAACUAUUGGAACAACUGUUUUGCUAGCACAUAUUUAUACGAAACAUCAAAGCUUAUCCACUUUCCCUCGAAUUAUGUAAAAUCAUAAUUUUCACAUAAAGUAAACAUUAAGGCUACGACGUGUUUCGUGGAUAAUUUCAAUAAAUGAAUAUGUAUAUUUUUAAAAAAUUAACAUACUGAAUAUACUGAAUUUUGGAAAGAAAAAACAAAAACAAUUUACAUCGCUGAUUCGUUGCUGUCAUGAGUCAUAGCGUUUAAACGCUGCUCAAAGUCGAAGACUGGAGAUAGGGAAUGCCCCUUUAAAUAACAUCUGCAACAUUUUCUGAUAGAAAGUAGCCUCUCUUCGUUCUACCCGUUUUCCACGUGUCGCUAAAUUUUUAAUAGAUCGACAAAUCUCCUCCAAGUCCGGGACUCGCGACCGCGUCGAAACAAAAAAAAAGGAAAGAAAAAGAAAAAACGAUGACCGAGAAAAUACACACGUGCACAGCCUAACGCGAACUCCCUCGUGGAGAAGGAAACCCACGUGACUACUUCGUCCACAGCGCGCCAUUACGCAUGUGUUUUUCAGUCUUAAACGUAAUUAGUUCUCUAACGGCGUCUCGCUUUCUUUUUUCAUUUUUAGAUGUUUAUAUUUUUAUACUCCAACCAGUGUGUCUGUACAGCGAUUAAAAACCGCAUGUAUUGUUGAACUCUAGUCUUACGUUAUUGUCUUCAGCACCCAAAACUCGUUUUGGGUAUUCUUCGGUUUCUACGGCGAUCGUAGAGCGGAAAGAAGAAACCCGCACUCGCGCGGACUGAGCGACCCUCUGCGUUCUGCAUGAACACUCGUUCGAUAUUUCCCUUCGAGUCUGCGGGAAGAGAUUCGAGCGAAUUGAAAGAAUGCAAAAUUAUCGAUUAAAAUGUAUGGUAUUUAAUAUAGAGAAGUAGGCAAAAAGAAUCAAAGGAAUUUCGAUAGCGUUAACGAAACAUAAUAAUCGCUAAAGAAAUCGAUUGGUAAUCAGAAAUAUGGGGGUCUUAGGAUAAUUUUCUUUCGUAUAAUAUUCCUCAAAAUGUGAUAACCACUGUUGUUUUCUGUAAUUAUAGGAAUUGAUUUUAGCUAACGUUACAAUGAAUUUAACGGCUACUCUCUACGUGGGGCGACGCCAUGUUAAGAGAUUCGUUCGUGUGUCGACGAAGGAGGUUGUUAGAGAUAAAUUAUGAUUGUUAAUAUUUGUGCUGAAAAAUCAUUGGACAUUAUGUUUGUCAAGGGAGGAAUAUACUGUUAAAAUUGUGACAUCAAUGUUUCUUUGUAAAUGUUGUUUGUUUUUUAUUGUUUCUUGCAACUGGUCUACAUUUGUAGACAGUUUUUAAUGUUACUUUUCUGUUGUUGAAGAAAAGUAAAGCGUUUAUAAGUCGAGGAAUUUUAUCUGCAACCAAUGCAGUGUGAAGUUUUAAAUAAACAGACUCUACGCUACCCUAGGUUCAAGUGUGUUCAGUAAUGAUUUUUUUCUAGCUGCUCAAGAUUGAUUAUAAAUUUAUUAUUAAAUUUCUCUUGUCCAAGUAAUAAAAAUUAAUGUUUUCAAUUUGCUCAGGUGUUUGUUAUGUUUUUAUAUGUACAUAUAAAAUCCUUUGCUAAAUUGGCAAAUUCGCACCUACCUAUUGCAUUAAUUGGUAUUUGCAAUUUUAUUUUAAAGGACACAGUUUGUCGUUGAAUUGAUCAUGUAAUUUCGUGUCCAAAAGUAAAAGAAAUUUAGAAAAUAUGAUACUACUAUUUUAUUUAACAACAGUCUCUUCACUUCCAUUAUUCAUUGUCAACAUUUUAUUCGAAAAAAUUAUUCAGUAUUUUUAUUUCCUUUUAGUACGUAGAUAAUUUCAGCAACAAACAAAACUUAAUAAUAAUUUGAGAUUAUAAAAUAAAUAAAUCACAAUAUUUGGCGAUAGUUUUGAUGAAUAAAUCUUUUUGCUAUGAUAAUUCAAACAUUAAAAUUCUUUACAAAAAGGAACCUUUAAUUGUUUAUUUCAGAUAGCAAUCGUUACACUAUAUCCUCAUAGUAAUACGAACAAUUAACUUGUUUCUAUCAAUAAAGUAUCUUAGGGAUCGAUUAUAAACAACUAAUUAAAAUUCUUUACGUCUUUCAUAGUUUAUAUUAACUGUACACUAUUAAAACCUUAAUACUUUACAGCCUUUCAAAAUUUCAUAUUUCUCCCAUUUGAAAACAAUCUGUAUUAAACAUAUUUCUCCAAACCACAAGAAUUCUUAACGAAUACACAUGAAAAAUGUCUGAAACUCAAUAUACCGCGCACAUUCAAUCUCUUCCCGCGGCACUCAAGAUUUGCGCGAAUAAUUUCCACCACAAUCCUUCCUGAGUUGGAUAUGAAAUCUCGCCGCGCCAUCCGUAAUAAGUAAAUAAAUUAAAUAAAAUAAAUCUUUCCACCCGUGGAAUAUUCACGGCGCGUGAAUCGCGUGGAAGAUCAAAGAAAGGAUCGACGAAUGUAAGAGACUCAACCGUGUCUUCGAGCGAAUGAACUACGUCGAGCCAUAACAACGUUGUAUACACGCUAUAAUAUAAAUUAUUAAACUUCCAGCGGUACGAAUGGAAAAAGUGUUCGAUCGUGCGUCGACGCAUGGAAAAUAUUCGAAAACGUUCCCUUUACUUCGAAAGAGAAAAAAGAAACAUACUUGGUGAGCGAAACUUAUUUAGAUCAUUCUCGUCGAUCGGAUCGAACGACAGCCAAAGAUCAAAUACUUUUUCCAUUCUAUCGCUCGCUGUCUGUGCCUGACCUUUGUCAAUAUUUAUUUGUCUCUUCCUAGACAGUAAAAACCGAUUAUCCGUCAGAUGUAUUAGUGAGGCGAAUUUUCCUAAAAUCUUUCGGACCAUCUGUGCCGACAAUCGUACUUUCCAAUCACCGACAUUAUACGUCCAAGCAAAUGCGCUGAUCGUCGUGGAUCGGAUCCCGAUGGCUCGGUCCGAAGGAACCGCAACCGAAACGGAUACGGAAUUUGAAGGUCCAAUCGUGUCGUAGCGGGUUACGGUAUUACGGGUAGUUGUUUACCUUAAGGGACACUACGUCGAUGACUUUGACCUUUGUGUAUGUUGUUGGAAAAACGAUUCUGAGUAACUUUCUAAUAAUUAUUAUAUAUUGAAUCAUCCUUUGCAACUCGGAAGUUUUACACUGGAUAUAUUCGAUAUUUUCUAAUGAGAUAUAAGAAAUAUAAGAUAUUUCUUGAAAUUAACUUAAUGAGAAAUUAUACAUAAAUUGAGAAACAAAGCUAUUUUACUUCAAUACUGAUGCAUUACACAAAGAAUAAUAUUAAAUAUCAAAGCUUUGAAAUUUUACUGCAUUGAAUCAAGUGCUGAUCGAUCAGGUUUUGAGAUAUUCUUCAAAAAUGUUUCGAAAUUUUGGUAGUCAUUUACAAACAGGUACAUGCUAUCAGUUUUAAUGACUUUGAAAUACCUUGUCAAUUCGCUUACAAUAAUAAUAAAAUAAUAUAGAAUGGACAUAUAAACGCAUGUGUAAGUUGCUAACAGGAAAGUAUGUCGGUAACAGUGAAAGCGAAAUAAUAAUAAUUAGGAAAAGUUACUUAUAAUUAUGUCCUUAACGAUAUAUGCGAUUCCAAGGUCAUCGAUAUAAUGCCCUUCAAAGUAAAUAUUUACCGCGUUGUGUUUUUACUUGUCAAUUCGUUGUUUAUCUGCGCCGAGGUAGUCCUCGUGUCCCAAUUAUUCUCGUCAAUUACAUGAAACCGUGCUAGACUCCCCUCAUUUUUCUACGGGCACUAAAGAACGUGAUUGCGAUGACCCAGAACGCCUAGGCAGCGUGUGGAUUCUAGAGUUCCCCGCAAACCGUUCACCUUCGGCUCGAGUUCCAGUAAUUGUUCUGAAUUACAACUCCACUUUCAAAUAGACUGCCUAUUUUUUUUUAGCAGUUCUUAUUAGUCCCCUAACAAAAUAAUUGAAAUGCCUUGUUCUUCAAACAAAAUAAAUAGUAUGGGUGUCUAGAUCUUAUAUUACAUUUCAUAAAUUUUAGAAGACGGUGGAAAAACAAAUCAUUAGAAUUGGAAACAUGCAAAUUGAAAAAUGAAAAUAAUAAUUCAAUAUUUAUAAAGUGAUUCAUUACUUUCUAAAGAUAUAUAAUUCUAGCAAGACCUUUUCUUCUCUUCGCUAAUAGGUAAUACAUUUUUGCACAGAAUUGAUAAAUUAUUAGAUUUGUAGAUUAGAAUUUAUAACGUAAGCUAUUUUGACAUAUAGUCAUCAUUGUUCAGUUUUCUUUAUGCCUAAUUUCUGGCAUCUAGUCUAAUAUAUAAAAGACGUAACUUCGUAGAAACAGUCUUUAUACCAUAUUCUAUCCUUUCAUCAUGAAAAUGAAUUUUUGAAACAUUUAUAACAAAGGUUCAUCUUUUAGACACUUAUUUAAUUAUUAUUUGAUUAAAGGAAGGUUUAGGAAAAACGGUUAUGAAAAACGACAUUGAGAAUCCUUUUACUGACUUUUGAUGAAUGCAAAACGAAGUACGAAAAUUUGAGUUUUCUCAGAACAUUGUUCUGGCUUAGAUCUGGUUUAGAUUCUGUGACAUCCUUAUUUUGCAUAGAGGCAAAACGAGCGAUGGUAAACUACGAACGUUGUGAGAAUUAUUUUCACAACCUAAUAUUAUUAGUAUUAAUGAUUAAUAUUUAAAUUAGUCGUGAUUUGGAACAAUUACCCGAGUUUCUUCCGCGUUAUCCUCAUGUUCCCGGUUUCAUCGUCCAUUCGACUCCAUCUCACCUUACAGCAACACUAAUUAGCGAGUAAGAAAUUGAUCGUUGAACGUUGAACAAGAAGUUUUACCGGAUGCACGUGUGACGAUGUGGAAUACAUACUACAGUCAACCACUUGUUCUCUUCUUUUUUUUAACCUUUAUCGUCUGUGGCUUAAAGGGUCCAGUUUCUGGAGAAGCUUAGAAAAAUUAACGUGUACACGGUGUUUUCGCAAUUAACAUAUAACCGGAAACCGUAUAGUUCCUUUUAUAAAACUGCUACACUGAAAAAGUAGUUCCUUCAAAUGUAUUUUACAUUUAAUUAAUUUCUUUAGAUGUUAUUUAUAUUACAAGCGUGAAAACUGGCUUCAAGUUGGAUUAGGAAACACCUUUAGUAAAAUAUUUCAGAUAUUAUUAGAAUUGGAAAAAUUGUAUAUGGCAAAUUUGAAUGUUUUAUAACAAUCAUGAUAAGAUGAUUUCAAGAAACUUCAUUCGUUUAAGUAUUUCAUUAAGAAAUUGUUCUGUUGUAUUAAUUUAUCUAAUGAAAUUUUAAUACAUUUUCCAGCAGAUUUUCGCAUAAACAUUAUACAAACAUGCAAAAUGCAGAUUUAUUGAACUUUUGACGUUUGCACCAUAGAAAAUGUUAUUACAAGUUUUGUACUUACUUUUUUUGUAAUAUUAUUACGAUUGCUGGAACACUGUAUUUUUCGGUACGUGGGUGUAUUUAGGAGUACGUGUCAAUUUUUUAUCAGUCUUAUCUGAAACAUAUAAUAUUCUAUUUGUAUUGUAGAAAGGUAUCUCAAGAAUUCGAAAGUAUUUUGAUCUUACUAGCAAACAAUGAUUUUAUGUAUUCUGCGGUAAGCUUUUUAUGGGACCAAUUUUGAAGUUGGCUUUUAAAUUUACAAUUUCCUUGACACCGAUAAAAUAUGUGAAAAAUUCUUGGGGUUACAAUUGUAAUAUAUUGCAGACAUGUUCAUACAGGGAAUCAAUAAUUUUGAAAAUAUAUACCACCAAAUAUGUUUUUUUAAAUUUACGGUUCUUUAACUUUUAACACUGAAAUAUAAUUCGGUGACAUUCUUCUUAGGAUUUAAAUCUUAUUUCUUUUUUCUGAUAUAAAUAUCAAACUGAAAUAAAAUAGAAAUGCAUUAUUAAGUGCUUUUUGAAAAUCUCGUUCUAAACAACAGCUUAAAUUUUUUUUAAAACUAAUGUUUAUGAAUACUUUAACAUGUAAAAGCAAAACGGGUUAUCAUUGAGGUAUGGUGCAAGACGCAAUUUUGUGAACUUUGCGACAAAAAAAAUUAUCAGAAGGUACGAAAUUUUAUUUGAUAUAAAUUCAACGCUUUUGUAUACUUUUCUGUUCACGAAAUAAUGAGAAUUUUUAAUUAAUGCAAUUCUGUAUUUAUAAAAGAUGAAAGGCAUUAUACAUUAUUGAUAUCCAUUUUUAUUUCAUUAGAUUUACAUAAAAUUUAAUCGUUUAUUUAUUACUGUGUUGUCAGCAUAGUUUUUCAUUUAAAAAAUGUGCAGAAAAAGUAGCAAUUAAUGAGAACUUUGUUUUAUAUACUAUAACGUAAUAUCUUUAAUAAGUGAAUCGUUGAACUUUCCAUGAAAAUAGUUUUUUUUAAUUACACUUGUUAACAUAAUCACAUUUUGUAUGUAAUUCGUUAUGUCAUUACUUAACUACGUAUAUAUUGAUAAUAAUUAUCAAAAUAUUAGCACACAAUUUUCAUUAUAUAAAUCUCACUUGCAAUAAAAAAAUAGAGACCCGUGUUCACAUUUCCUCUCCAAUAUGUCUAGCCAUAGUAUAAUAAAAUGCAUAAGUAAUCUAGCAUAUUGAUUCAUUUAAAAAGGUGAAUUACUUGUUUCCUUUUCCAUUAUUCAUUUCUUUAUAAAAUAAUACUUUCUAUUUUCGUAUACGGUUCCUAGAAUCAUGAACUUCCAAGAGAAUACAAGAUAUCAACACGUGAUUUCAAGAUUUCUGAAACUUCUACAACAUUACAUUACAUUCAUUCCUAAACGUGUCGAAUGAAUCUCAGCAUCAGUUUUUAAUCAAUUCAUACGACCAAAAGAAUUCUUUUCUUGGGUCAUGUUUUAGCUAAAUGGAUCGACUGAAAUAUGUUUCAACCACUGAAUGUGGUUCUACCCUUUCCUAAAAGAAGGAAAAUAGUUCUAAGCUUCUCACACGCUGACCCCUUGGGUUCCUAAUUCGCUAUUUAAAAUACAAUCUCAUGUGAAUUGUUACGAAAAUUUGGGAAAACGCUACCACGCUAAGCCGUAGUACCGUAUUAUCGCGUAUGCCGCAAAUUCACGAUAAAGAUUAAGAGAGCUGUAAGAAACUAGCGACCUACAGUUGUUGUAACAAAAGGAACAAUUUGAGAUGUACGAAUUACGUGAAAAAUGAACAACUAGUUUACGUAUAAUGUAUAUUUACUUGGCGAGAAGUAUCAUGGAACGAUGAACGAAGAAUGCUUGCUAAGCUCGCGGGCGAGUUACUACCAUGAUAUUGUAUAGUUAUUAUGUGCGUGAAAAAAUGGUCCAUAGAUAGUCCAGAAUGAAUCUCGACUGUCUUUCUUGUGUAAUCACUAGACUGCGGAUCUUUGUGGACUUAUUGUACAAGAAAAUGUGCAAAAUACAAAAAAAUAAAAAUUUUAAUAAAAUCCAGCGAAGUUUGUUGCUCAUAUUCAACCAAAAAAGAAAAACAAGAACAUGAAAGAACAAUUAUUACACAAGGUAAAGUUUCGUAUAAUUCUCCUUUUCGUACGGAAACCUUCGAUACGCGAAUUUGCAUAAACAUCAGCAGUCUAGGAACCAAUUAAAUUCUACAAGGAUUUGCUUAAAGAUCUUUGUAAUACAUCAGGAAAUUGAUGGAUUCACUACUUACAUACUGUUGAAUGUUUAAUUGUACACUAUCCAAUAAUUAUUUUGGCAAUAUCUAUUUUUAUUUGACAAUGCUGUUCGUUUAUUUGUGGGCACCCAGAUAAUUAGUGAUACGAUUAAAAGAAUUUUGAAGCAAAAUUACUGAAAGCUUCUUAGCAGUAUGAAAAAUGAAAUCGAUUUACUAUGAGUUGAGAAGGUAUAUUGAAGGUAUAAUGGAGUAAUGUAAAUCUUUUGCAGUAAAUUAAUGAAAAUUUAUUGUUUCAAAAACAAAUCACUACAGUCUCAUAAUUAAAAAUUAUAUGCCGAUUCUCAUUAAAAUUAUGUAGUAAAAUAAAUCUGCGCUGACUCUCUUGAAAUCAGAAGCACUAAAAAAUGACCACUGAAAUACUUAUUAAAACUUAUUAUUAAAUGUAAUUACAUAUAGUUACUUAAAUGUCUAGUAAUCAAAUGUAGUAAAUAUGACUGAUCCCAAUUGAAUUAUCAAACAAACGGAAAUAGAUUAUUAUUAUAAUUAUUAUUACAUUGUUAUUAAGUGUGAUCGAGAGUAUGCAAUGGAUUAUCAAUUAUUAUAAAUUGUCUUAUACCGAAAUAAACUUGAAAAGAGAAGUGAAAUUUCUUUAAAACUUAGCCUAAGUUUCAGUAAAGUAAACAUAAGAGUCUCAUUUAUACGCCCCCUUAUUUCUUUGGGACUUUGUUUUUUCCUUAGUUACAAUAAACAGUGAAAUGUAGUUUCACCAACAAUUCAAUAAUAAAUUAUUGAAGUCUGAAAAUGGAGAUUUACAGUGAAAUUUUAAUUAUUUACCUGAAUUUAUAAGAAUAUCUGAUGCAACAAUCUUCAGAUUGGUAUUUACUUCCUUAUUUAUUGUUACACAGAACUUACAAAGACUAUUUAGUACAAGGUAUUCCUAAAGAAUUGUAGUCAUUAUAAAAUAUUUUAUAAUUACAAUAUAAAGAUACUCAAAUUUAUAGA